Molecule: messenger RNA, 37337 nt
Organism: Xyrichtys novacula (pearly razorfish)
Lineage: Eukaryota; Metazoa; Chordata; Actinopteri; Labriformes; Labridae
Source: the annotation of a GenBank genome assembly
AGUUCCGCCCAGAGUCACAUCGAAAUACUAGUUGAGGCAGAGGAAGCGGCAGCAGACAAGGGACGUGUGUAUUGUGUACUUCUGUAUUCGUUUUACCACAGAUUUUUUAGCUAAAUAACCUGUUAGGAACUGACUGGAACCGAAGGACACUUAUUUUAAGCAAAAAGGUAAGUCUUCCAUCCGUGUUUUCGCGGUAGCCUUUUUCUAAUUUACCAUUUGCAGAUGUUCCCCCAUGCCACAGGAGAUUACCAUAGCUCGCUGGAUUUCCCAACCUGUUCACGCCGCUGCUGUCCAAAUAUAUCAUCGUUUGGUGUCUGUUGUCACCGUGAGAAACGUCAAAUAACCGCCGUUGUGUUGAAUAAAACACGUUUUUAACACCGAGGGGAGUUAACGCUCCUAAUUCAAUGAGCGCGAGCUCCGCGGCUCAGUUGGAAAAAACUGCAGCUCCGUCCAAUUGACUUCAUCUCCUCAACAGUGAUGAUGCGACAUCACGGCUACUUCACACUUUACAUCCUAUUCUGCCGGCCACUCGGUCGUAGGAUUCGUUUGUUUUCUAUAAUCUUGUACAUCGUAACUUAGGUUCUGACUUUUUAAUGAUAAAAUGGGGCCUAAUUCGCUGCUUUACAAUAGAAACUACCAUACAAAUGUAACCAAAGAAGUGUUAGCCGAAUAGCUCUCAGCUGGAUUACAUUUGUAAGUGAUUCACAUACACAUGAUUUCACCACUCCAAUCCCUGUAGGAGUGAGUGCAAUACUUAGCACCUACACUAAUUGUUGAUUACAGUGAAAUGUAAGUUGUGGAUUUAUUGGAGGAGGGUAUUCUUAUUAUUUUAGGUCGAGAUUUCAACCAGGAACUCUCAGGGAAAGUCAGCUCUGUGGUUAGUGUGGUGCUGUCUUUAAUGGCAAAGUAGAUAUUACUGAAAGAUGCUGCAUAUUUUCCUCAACCAUGUCUGAGUCUAGCAGAUCCGUCAUAAUAAAUCAGAUCAACCACAAUGAUCUAGCUUUUAGUGAGUGCUACACCAUCCAGACACCACAUGAUGGAUGACAAUGUCAUGAGUGGCCAUGCGAAGGUCACACAGGUGGGAAGUGUUAAAGAAUGGGCAUCAGGUGUUUCCCCUUACUAAAACAGAAACAUAUUCACGUAGAGAGGUACAAAUAAAAGGACACUGUAUUCUUCAAUAGUGAUAGUAAAAGAGACUAUAGAGAACAACAAGAACUCUGAAGUACCUGUAGUGACAGAAGGUUUGAAUAUACCAUGACAGAGAAGGUCAUGAAAACCUUUCUGUUAUCUCAAUAGACACAAAACAUUUAUGUGAAAGGACUCGUUUUCUCAUGCAAUAGAUAUAAUUCUCGUCUGUGUCUGAAAUGAAUCACUCAGUCCCUAACCUCUAACCCCCAUAUGGGGUUUCACUGUAUAGUUGACUAUGUAGUGAACUCAAUCACCAGAGGUUUCGGACACUACAUGGCAUGACGCAAUGCAUGACGGGAUGCCCGCCACCACCGGUGAGUGACCAUUGGAUGGUCACUACAUUUUGCAAUACUUUAUGGGAAAUUUUGAGUCGCCUAUAUAAGGCACUUGAAUUGAUCACUGAGGUUUCGGACACCCCUUAAAAUGGCGCUAACCCCCAUGUAGGGGUUAGGGAUCCAUUUCGGACACAGCCCUAGUCUGUUUUUUUUUUUUUCUCUGUGUUGGGAUUAAUUCAGGUGUUCUAUCUCCCAUGAUGCCCCCGACUGUGUCACAUGAUCAAGAAGGCAUGAGUAGAGCUUACACAACAAGCAACAGCCUUUGUUGAUAUUCACAACAUUGUUGCUCAAGAUCGUUGUCUAGAUGGACGUACCAACAGAUAAGAAACCAUGGGCUGAAAACUUCUUACUGUCUGUUGACCGGUUCAAAUGAAAGGGAGCAAGUGGAUAGUCGGCCCUCAGAGGUUUAUUGCCACAACAGGUUGAUUAUUACAGGAGAAACCUACUGACUAACUAAUAGGAGUGUCCAGAGUUGUUUAUUAAGCCACUCCGUCACUCCUGGCUUUUAUUUUUAGCCCUCUCUGAAUUCUUGAAUCAUACUUAUAUAGGUUUAAGUGGCUUAUCACAACACUCUGUUACAAAGCUAUCAGUGUUGUGUUUUUUUUUCACACUUUUUUCAACAUUAGGCAUCUGAGGGAGAGAACAAAAGAAGCAUUAGGCUACAGAACUGUACUUUUUAUUGCUGUUAUAUACUGUUUGUAAAUCACAUAAUGUACUUUCAGUAAGUCAGCAUCAAGAGAUGACACCAUAAAUGCCUUUCAGCAGGGAUUACAACAUAAACAUAAUUUAUCACAGGGAUUACAAAGUGUCUAAAAAGUGAGUCGAGCUCUUGUGUCGAGGAGGAUUUCCUACAGGAAAAGAAGGGAUGAAUGUCAGGGAAUAACACUCACUGGAGAGAUGGAGACAGUAAUUAAGCCACUGUGCUGACAGUCAGUCUGCCUUGUGUUCUCUCUCACCUCAGCAUUACUGUCGAUUUAUUCUGCCAGACCUGCAGGGCAAAACAUAACCUGUGCCAGCCAUGGUCCGACACUUGUGUUUUCAACAGCACAUCUGUGCCACUUUUUUGUUAACUUUUCAGUUUUUUGAUACAAAGACUUUAAUGUUUUUUGACAAACCACACUAAUGUUGGCACCGUAUUGAGUCUCUGACCCACCUGGGGCUCUGCUGAUGUGUUUUUGUAACUAAACUGCAUCUGUAAUUUUAGCUGUACUGGGCCUAGAGUUACAGCAAAAGCUUUGCACAGCAGCUUUAGGCUUUCAGGGCAAAAGAGCUGAUGCAUACACACCUCUGUUCCAGGUUAACGUCUUAAAUUUCCCUUGUCUCCUUCUGAACAGCAUACCUGUCUCCUCCCUAUAAGUCUCCCUGCAGGAACUUAUUUUAGGAUAGAUAUACUCUCUUACCUCCAAAUAAGAAACCGACCUGGGGACCAUGCAAUUUUUAGACCCUUAACUGCUGGAAUUACCUGCAGGAUCACGCCCCUGCUCGGUGGUGGGCUCUGCCUGUCUCUGUUUUCUAUAUCAGCAUCAGCAAGGAUAUCAGCAGGUGGCAGUGAGGCUAGGCAGAACACAGGUGGGAAGCUUGUUGAUCCAAAGUGUUGGAAACGAGCCAAGCUGGACCUCUGGAUGCCCUGGACUGUCCUUCAGUGCCGCCACUCAUUGAGGGUCAAAUAGUUCACAUGACUUUUUUUUUCCCUCUUACUGUAUAGUUUGAUUCGCAUAAACCAUAUAUUUCUAAUUUUCUCUCAUUUUCUUUGAGUUUCCAUUUCAGUCUCUUCUUUAUUCCUCGAAGUCAGAGAAAUUAUUCCUUCUGAUCCUCGUAAUGUCUGCAUGGUGCUCAUGUGUGCGUGAGAGAGAUGGUUAGUGAAGAACGAGGAUGUUCCAGCUCCCUACUGAGACCAAUCCCAUUUAGUCAUGGAUUUAAAUAACAAGUUCAAACUCAAACAAACACUCUUGUAAGCAGCACGUUGCAUUUCCAGUGUCUCACAAUAGGCCGUGCGCAGCAUGAAUAAUUUUAUACUCCACUGGCUUCAAUGGUCUGGGGAACAUCCAAGAAUGUUAAAUGCUUUGAUGGUAGUUAUUGUGAAGGAGUAAACAGCAGAUAUCAUCUGCCCAUGUGGUUUGAAUAUCCCCCCACUCCCCAGGAUCCUCCUUGCUAGAAGCAUUUCAGAGAGAGACUAUGGAUAAAGUGUCCAAAUCACCAAACCUGAAAUUUGACUUGGAUGGAUUUUGGCUGACUGUCUCUGUGUUUGUGUGGGUGUGGCUUUGCAAGUCGUGACUUGUGGGUGUUGCACGUGUGCUGUUGAUGCAUAUGAGGGGGAGAGAUAAGGGUCUGUGCCUUUUGAUGCUUAUUACUGCAUGGAAAGUAAAGGACAAUGGCUUUAGCAUCCUGGUGAAACCUUCAUAGGUUGGUUAUGAAUUCUACGUUGUUGUGUUGUUUAAUGCAUUGAAGUGAAUGACUUCAUGUAAAUGAUAGUCAAAAGGUCACUCAAUUUCAGCAGCGCCACAAGCUGAGCUGAGGAUGUCUCAGGGGGAGGGCUCCUGUGGUUGCCAAGGACACCGCCGACCUCCACGGCUAGCACUUGCAAGGAAAGGCGCCAGAGGAGCCACCUCUGUGUUUCUGCGGGAGAUUGAGUUGUCAGUAAUCAGUCAAUGUGACAGGCAAGCUGACCACAUGGACAGCACUAUUAGCGGAGGCUGUGUUCUUGUGAGGCAACAGGCGUCCAUGCACUGAUUCAUACACUAUGAAACACAUUCGAGUCAAAGGCCUCAGACGUCUCUGCUGUUUCAGCCUGUAGAGCUCUCAUGUGUCGGUGCUGUGUUAAUGUUUCAUGGAAGUGUGUCUCCUGUUUCGCACCCGAACCCAGCUUGUUGAACAGAUCAUGUGCGUGCCCGAGUGUUCGGGCUACACAGAUGGUCUCACUGCUGCCUCCACAGCUGCCCUUCGGCUGGUCUGUCAGUGGUCUACAGAUCCUGCUGAGCUUCCAGCAGAAUCAAGCUGGUCCAGAAACUUUUUCUGCUCACAUCACCCUGCUUGGACACACACACACACACACACACACUGACACGCACUAUGCAUCCCUCUUACUUUUUGUCUUCCUCUGUGCUUGUGGGCUCCAAUGAGCAUGGCAGAGGAAAUCCCCUCUAAGAGAGCAGCAGCCGGUGUAGCGUGGUGGAGUAGGGGCAGGUACUCUGUUAGCAGCACUGGGUGCAGGGCUGACACUGGCCAUUCACUCUUAUUUAUUGCCAGAUACCAGGAGCAGCUCAGUUAGAAGAGCUGGGUUCACACCUCUCUCUGGCCCGUCACAGUAAAUACAUCAGGAUUCAUUUGCCUCUUGGUGAGCCCCGUACUAUUAAAUUGUUUUUCUCUUUAUCCUGUCCUCCCGUCCCUGCCUUCCCAAGACGCGUUUACGCUUGUGAGAAUUGAUUUAUUGAUGAUGUGUGUCAUGUAGCUACAGCUAUCUAAAGUGCUGUCUGUAUUGCUCUUCUCUUAUUAGUCUAUUUAUCAUUGUAUGAGAGGAUCAGCUGCGGCGGUGCCUUGCAGGUUAUUAUGUGAAGUCAAGAGAAAGAUGAAGAACAUCAUUCACAAGCUUGAGCGUGGCGUGCAGAAAAGAAAUCCACUGUAUGCUCGCUGCUAUUGUUUAAACCACUUAUAACGUGGAAUUCAAGUUUAUCUUUUCUUUUGUUGUUGCGCUAGAUUUUAAAACUUAAAAUAAUAAAGUGUGUGAGCACAAUUGACUACUUUAUGAAAUCUCUAUUUAAGUAAAAUGUUGUGCUAAUGCAUUUGGGUGGUGGGAUUCCCCAGAAACACUGCUCAUACCGAUGUGGUGGUGCUUUGCUUUUGGUAACACCAUCUUGAUGAUUACUUUUAGACCCGUAAUACCACAUUAAUCUGGUUGAAGUAGUGUCUUUGGGUUGUGCCUUUAGUAUGUAUUCAUAACUACUGGAAUAACAUCCAAAAUGUUGAUGACUCACUCUGCAUUUGGGAGCACGAACCCAUUUCUCUCAAAUUUGUAUUCCAUUCAUGACUACACCACAAUCAAAUUACUAGCUUCUGUGAAGGCCAGUGAUAGUUUCCUCUAUGACAGAAACAGAAAUGUUUGAAGUGUCCUCAACCAACACCAGGGUCCUCUGAUGAUUCUUUAAGGUGAAGUCUACUUUUUUCCCUUGCACACGUCACGGUGACAGCUCACUUUUCUUGUCAACUUACUCUUCUUGCCUGCUGCUUUUUUAAUCCUCAUAGAAACUUAGAUAUGAGGUUUAUAAAACUUUAAUCUGUUUUUAUUUCUUACUAAAAUAAAAAAGAGUCUACCUCCCAUGAUGGUAGGAUAUAUUUACUCGAGCUAGGCCUGUCACAUAACAAAUUUUGCUGGACGAUAAUUGUGCUACAAAUUAUCGCCAAUAAACGAUAUUAUUGACACCAUUUUUUAAAUUAUAGAUAAUGAUAUUAUAUGGCAUAAUAAUGCGAGUACACCCUGUCAAAAGUGAUUAACUUUAAUUUCCACACGAGAACAACACUGGUUGUUUUCGUUGACUAAAAUAUUUCCCUUUUCUCCCACGACGAAGACGUAACGUUGACGAGCUAAACAUAAGUCGGAGAUGACUCAAAUGUGACGAGACGAAAGUGCGUUUACGUUGAUGGGACGAGACGAAAAUGACAAACAGAGUUGCAAAACUCAGUCAGUUAAACGCUAAACAUACAGGAGCAGCUUCAGUCCGCUCUGACAGCUCUCAUCAGCCUGCUGUGCUCCUCCAACACACAGACACACAUGCGCGCGCGCACACACACACAUGGAGUUUUGUGGUUGACGAAAACAAAACUGGUUUAAAGCCGAAAUAUUCCCACACUUGGGCUGUUGCGUUCGGUUUAGACACCAAAGCUGUCGUGUUCAUUCUGUUAGCUUGCUUUUCACUCACGACGCGCACUUGCAGCACUGUAUCCAAAAAGUCUGUGUCUGUGUGCCUGUGCGCGCCAGCCCCCUCGUGACAAAGACACUGAAUGACUGACAGGAGGGUUCACUAACUCCGUUCAUUCCGCUAUAGAGCCAACGCCCCCAGGUGCCGAGAACAAUGCGCAGAGUAAGACCUCUUCUCUCAUCCAGCGUGUUUGGUAGCGAGAGAGGAGGAAAACAAACGCACGUCAAUUAUCGAGGCUGGCAAAGUUAUCGACCUCGUUUUUAUUUAUCAAGCGAUAAGGCGAUUUAUUGAUUAUCGCGACAGGCCUAACUCGAGCCAACAUUUACCCUUCAUUGGCAAGUGGCAGGUGCUAGUUUCAUUCCCUAGCUUAGGGUAUGCCAUACAGGCGAUACAGCAUAGUAUCGCGAUAUUUUGUCUGGCGAUAUAUCGUAUUGUCUCCAGGGCUGUAAAGUCCUCAUCGACUGGUUGACUGAUUGGUCGAUACAUGCUUAAUUGACCAAAAUUCUGAUUGGUCGACUUGAUUUUUUUCCACGUCCAUUUACAGUCUAUGGUCAAUUGUAUCAGGAGGAACGUACCAAAUGCUAAUGGGGGUAUUUUCAGAGGUUUCACAGGUAACAGCCUGUCUGAGAACACCCCCCUUGUUUUCACCAUUUUGGAUUUGCCUAACCUCCUGCUCCUGGAGACCAGCCGGAGAUAGGAAGAUUGAAGAGCGUCCGCAUUAAUCAACGUUCGGUGAUAGCCAACCCCAUUAGUCGAUUUUGGUCCAAAAUUGCAGGGUUUUAGUUGACCAAGAAUUUCUUUGGUUGAUUACAGCCCGAAUCAUUUCAUCGACAAAGGACCGUUUUCAAGUCUAUGAUUAUGAAAAAAUUAAAAUUCAAUUUUUGUCCAGUCAGGUCGGCAAAGGUGACAUCAUAGGAGAAAGAGGAACAGGAGAAAGUUAGUAUGGCAAACAUGGCAACACCUGGGGAAGGACAUUAGGAAUGCUAGUGGUGCACAAACAAAAUGGACAUGACACAUGAGGUUUGCAAGAUGUGCCACAUGAAAAUAAAAUAAUGAGUUAAUAAGACAAACAUAAGAAAUAAAAUAUGCAAAGCAACUGAAAAAAGCACCCAAGUAUCGGGAUAAUCAUAUCAUAUCAUAUCUUGCGCCACUAGUGACUCCCACUACUAUAAUUGAUGGUGGUAUUGUUGUUGUGCUCCUGGCUAGUGUAACCUCCAGCUAAUCAACUGUUGGUCUAACUGUCUAAUCUUUAGACAUCUAUGAUAAAAGCGAAAACACACUGACUUCCAAAACUGAGGAUGCAGUGAUGAGGAAAAGCGCAGGGAUCACUUCUUUACUAUUAAACCAGACUAAAUCAAAUGCUUGAGUGACUCUGUGGGACCAUUCAGUCCACUGUAAUGAGCAGGAGGGAACAUGGAAGGAAUGACCCACAGCUAAGCAGACACAUACAAAUUUGAAGCCUGAGGUAUCACAGAAAUACAAAAUGUAUAAUGGCUACAUUCAUGUCCUUGUCCACCACAGCCUAAAGUGAAUUUCCAGUUUACCGGUGUGAGACAGCAUUUCACCAGUGGAAAAUAAGGGUGUUGGUUUCUAGGUUUGUAUUAAUGCAGUAAAUUUAUCCUGGCACCAGAAGUUAUGACGAAUAGUUUCAGAAACCGUAGUGCUGUACGUGUCCUCAGAGACUCCUGGUCAUGGGAGAGGCGAAGCAUGCUGAUGAUGUCAAUAGAUGUGUAACUGUAAAUCAAUACAACCAGAUUCUGCUCUCCAAUCUCAUAAGACCAUUAGCAGAUAAAGUGGCCCCUCUAGGAAUAAUGUAAUUCUUUAAAAGCCUGGAGAGAGUAAUGAGAGGGGUCCUGCUCUCACUGGACCAGCAGGAUAACAGAUUUGUCUUUAAUGUAAGUCUUAUUUGAGGGUCUUUUAGUCGUGUCUGUUUACACACGUGUUUACCAAGACAUCUAAUUACAAAUAAGAGAGGUUGUCCCUCAUCUCGUGUGAGGAAAGAGGUCAGGUUUUAUGUGAGUUAGCAGGGGCUCCCCUUUUUGGCAGGCAGUGUAGUACGGUGGCUCUCAUGUGCCAAUGAAUAUCUUUGCUUAUGAACCAGGCGUUUCUUCCCCAGCACCCAAACCCAUACACUGAAUAAUGCAGGUGAUGAAUAAUGAGUGAAUGAGGGUUCAAAAAAAAGGGGGGAAUUGUGUGGCUCAUUAAACAGAUGUUCAGAGAAGGAGCGCACUGGUUGGAUAGAUAGGUUGACUUAGGACACAAGGUCAUGACUCUCCUCCCACACACAAGUGCCAUCGGUGUGGGUGUGUGUGGGGGGUGGGUUUGUGUGUGUGUAUUAUAUCUAAUCCCCCAUCUUAGUACAACCUCUACAACAUUUUUAUCACUUGCAUUUGAGUUAUAGCUUGCCAGAGGCUCAGGAUAUUAAAUGUAAUAGUGACUGAGCGAGCCUGCCUUCAGAUUUGGUUUUCCAAAGGGGGGAUGAGUCAAUUAUAGUAAUGCAGUAUUUAGCAUUUAUUAGACCUUUUUAGUUCUGCAAGGAUCAAACAAGGAUGUGGGUAUUUCAGGGGGAAGAUUUGUUUCUCAUAAUAGCUGUCCUAAAAUAGCCUCCCUGUCACAUAGAGUUGCGCACUGUAUCCUUGUUUCUUUUGUCUUUUAAAGAUAUCUUCACUUUGACAUCUAUUCUGCGAUUGUCUGCAUGAAUUUCUGCGUGUCAACCGUUAUAUUAUCUCAUGAAUAAGCAGAAUCAUCGUGUCUCAAAGCUUGCCUAACCAGAUGCGUUUGAUAAACCAGAGGUGGGUGAUAUUUCACAUUUUGAGGCAGUGUUUUUUGAUUUGGAAAAAAAGAAAAAGUCUUAUUUGAUCGAGUCGUGAUGGAUAAAGAAAUCACAAAGAUGUCUCAUGAUCUUAUUGUUAUGAGAACAAAAGGAAAAGAUCUGUCAGCUUGUACAAGGAGAAUCAUAUGAGCUGUGAGCAGGAUGAUGGAGCCUCAGGAGAGCAAGCUGUCAGUUAAUUAAGAACAUGAAGCAGGGGUGAAUGGGAGUUUGUGCGGGUCUGCAUGCUGGUAUGUGUUUGCUGGCUGUAUCAGCAGAGAAUGAUAGGUGCAAUAGGUCAGCCUUUACAUGACUGAGGACAAACUCCAGAUCAAAUGUCCUCUCUUGUCUCUACUCUUUUUUUUUUUUUACCACCUGGGUUGUUAUUGACAUGAGGUGAAGAGAAAGAGGGAGGGGGUAAAGGAAACAUGAAGUGAAUGUAAUUCAAUUUCUAAUUUUCUUUCCAAAAGUCUCAGGUAAGAGCAACAAUCUGAAAAUGAGCCUUGUCACAUUCCAUUAGCCUCACUUCAUCAGGAUUGCUACUUCUACAGAAUGAGAGCUGUGAGCACAGGAUUGGCCUGCUUAUGAAAAGCUGAAAGAAACUUCUAGUACCCUUCUCCUGGAUGAAACAGUUUUCCAUUCAACAGCCGUUGCAUCAUCGUAGUGGUGACUGUGCAGGAACAGGAACAAUUUACGUCUGUUGAUGUCCCUAACAGCACAACACGCUCGCGCACAAAGAAGAGCCGCCAUGCAAGUUAGGAUGAGGGGUGAUCUGGAAUUUGUGUUGGCCUAUUUUCUAUUGUGAUGUGACGCCUGACUGAAGGCUGAGGCUAGAGGAUAGAGACACUUGUGUUCAUCUGUGAGUGGAGCUGUCAUUAAAAUAUAACAUUAUUAUAAUGUAAUUUAGCAGUCGCUUUUGUCCAAAGCAAAGUACAUUUGAGAGUUAGUACGACGCAAGCAAAGAAAUCAUAAAGUUAUUUGUAUUUUACAAAGAGCCACAGCAAGGUUACUGCAUUUCCUCGUGCUGGAGACAAUUUUUUUCAGUGGUUGUUUCCCCAAAUCUAAUGAAUGGAGCCUCUCAGUAUGUGUCCUGCUAAGGCUUUGAAAACUCCACUGUGCAACAAGAGCUGACAGAUGGAUAAAGAGUGCAAAAAUAAAUGAUAAUUUUCUUCAUUAGUGCACAGUUACUCUAGAGGGGUUUUUCUGAAGUUGAAGAAAAAUUGGAAACAGAUGCAGAUCCCUGUCAAAUCUCUUGAUACCUCAGUUUAUGACAGUAGUGAAAAUUCAAAUGUCACUUAAGCUUAAACUCUUAACUCAGAAAAGAUAAAAGGUCUUGUGAAAUAUCAAAAGAAACCUACUGUGAUAACUUGGUAAACAUCAAAGUCCCGCUAUUUCAUCAAAAACUGCAAAAAGAUGACGUUCAAUUUUUCAAAAUUAGAAAACUCAAAAUGUUUAUUUUUAUUUUUAUUUUUUUUUAUUUUUUUUUUGAAACACUGGAAAAAUUGCUCAGUGCCAAAAGAAAACACUUUUGGGAUAUCUCACAAUUACUGUCUUAGGUUUGCCAGCAUUUCUGGGAAGGGGUUGCAAAAACUCUGGACCGAUUUCAAGCAAGAAAUCCCAUUGGAUUUGCUUUAAAACAUUCAAACAAAUUUCAGUUUGAGUAAUAAAAAAUGAGAUGUUUUUGUUAACACAUCGGUGAAUCUGUUGGAUAGAGGUUAAUUAGUUGAACUUACAUAGAAACACUGAAAACAGGUCAUGUGUCUCGACGUUGACACCGAUUUUAGGCCAUAUUUUGAUCUCACUUUCACAUUUGUGUAAGAGUCUCUAGAGGUUGACUUCAUUCAACAUCCAGCUGCCUUACACUGUUCUUCACUUCUUUAACAUCUUGGCUGUGAAUCAUAUUGACUUCAGAAGGUGUCAAUGUGUGGCCCGGUUGGGAUUUCUGCCUUUUAUUACCAUGGCAAUAUAUCUGACGGACUGGCUGAGUCAGGGUCUCCAAAGAGACUCUUAAGGUAGGUUAAUGUGAGGUCAACACAGUGGCAUUCACUUGGGUCCACCUAUAGCUAAGAGGUCAGACCUGAAGCAUGGCCAUGAUAUGAAUGACGAUAACGCUGAAGAAACCUUAAGUCUUGGUUGCUAUAGCAAUAACAACGAAAAAAGCCCAAUUAAAGGGGCUAAAAGGAGGGUCACCAUCACAGCUGGGCUCCCAGCUGUUCAUCAUGCAGCCUGGCUGGAGUAGACAUCCUUGACGGCCCCACAAUGUGAUGAAGAAGGGUAGAGACAUGAAAAGAGAGUGCAUUGACUGGAGGAGGAGGAGGAGGAUGUGGGGAAAGGCGUUGGGGUUGUGUUCAUCGAUCGGUCUGCUGAUAUGGCAGCUACAGGACUCCUUUAUGUUGGCAGGGACACCCUAUGAACAUAGUGGUGUUUUGGCACUGAAAUGCAAAUCUGAAUUGUGCACUGUAGUGUUGAAUUAAAGGCUUGUCCUCUUUCUUCUUAAAGGUAGGAUGAUGCAUAUGAGAUGCGCGACAGUGUUUGCCAACAGGAGAGAAUAAAAGGAUAAUUACUAAAUAAGUUAUUCAUCAAUUUAACCGACAGCUUUCAACAUGCCUUUGCUUUUCUUUUAUUAAGUAAUCGUGUCGGCAUUGAAAACUCCCCUGCCUCUCAGGGAAAGCACUGACACUAAGCAAUCCUGAAAGCUGACCUUUGCUGCACAGAAAAGGCCUCGUGUGGUUUUUCACUGACACCAUUUGUUUCUGCUGUCAUUCGUUCGCCUCACACGGCCCUCUUUUCCCUCGCCGCAUGACAUGAUAUUCAGCACUGAUAUGAGACUCAGUUGGAGUCUACAUCCCCCUUAGAGAGACGUACCUGAGGAAUAGAUAAGGGAAAUCAUGUGUGAGAGCCAGCACAUAAUGCGCUUGUUGCUCAUCUGGUACUAACAGAGCUGAAUAGAACAGAUUCUGAUGUUAGAGACCAUUUGGGAGAUCAAUCCAGUGUAGAUGAAAGUCUUCCUGUCAAGGCCAAAGGGACACAUUCUACAUCAUCAGCUCCAUCAUCAGUCCGUCCCUCAUUCUCUUCCACGUCAACGACAUGGUGUGAAUACGGGAUCAAGACCACAAUCCUCACUGAUUGCAUAUAGAAUUUCCCUCCUGUCAUCUGGGACCACUUGUGCGGCGUUUCUGCUCCAAUUACACUAAGCUUUGCUGUCAAGUCUACUGAUCCAACAUGGCUCUUUGAGUCUCCAUGAUUGGCUUGUGGUAAAUGUUGUUGAAUGUCUUCCUAUUUCUACCACCAUCUCUUCCCCAUGUCUACUUUCCUCAUUUCUGUCUCUUGGGGAUAGCCCAGUUUAAAAUAAACACUAGCAACCAGCUUCGUCUCUAUGGCAACAGCUGCACAUUCUGAAUGGUAGAGCAGUCACAGAGAUGCUGGGAAAGGCUAGGAAUGGUAGUAGAUGUUCGUGAAGAGACCCGCUGUUCUCUCAGGGGUUUGAUAAAAGAUUACAGGUCUGUAGGAAUCCACUUUCUUUCCAGUGACUGCAGGAUGAUUGAGGGGGAAUGACAGGAGUAAGUUGACUUGGUUAUCAAGCAAAAGGGGUCAGUGGGGUUGGGCUAUGAGAGCCCCCCAGUCAGAUUUCUAGUUGUUUUAAGCUCAGCCUGACCCCGUCUCUCUUAACACCUCGAUUACCCGGCUAGCCGACUACAAUUAAAGCAGCUUUUACUUCCCUCCAACUUUCUGUGACAGCCUGAGGAAGUGUUGGAUUGAUCCGGCCAAUACGGUCAAGCAUGCAGAGUAUUUGUUUUUCUUUUCUCCUUCUCACUUGUCUAAAUAUUAUUUAGUUCCACCACUGAGCCGGAUUUGUCAGCAGGGAUUUGAUCGGGCAUGUUUUCACUCCCCAUGCUGAUGGCUUAGUACUUCCAACACUCGAUGUUGCCGCAUUUUUUUUCUGACUGUUUUAUGUAAUUUGAGGAUUGAGCUCAGUUGUUCCCAUCUGCCUCCCUGCCUGUUUCCGAGCAAGAUUCAAUCUGUUGCCAAAGUAGGCUGACCUUUGACCUGGUUCAUGCGUCAUUAGACAGCUGUCUGUUCAAACCUAUGUCAGGCCAUCAGAGGAUGAACUGCUGGUAACACAGCAGUUCAUCCUUUUGAAUGACCUCAAAUUUACACGUACUUCCUGCUUUGUUUUCUGCGAACAUCAUGGCCAGCUAGCCCUGAGGGUCAUACCAGCAUCUCAAGGUCGUUUCAAAGGACCACUUUGACUCAGAGAGUGAAGCUGCUGCCUCCCCACUCUGCUUGUCUCUUGUCAGAUUGGGUUAACUCCAGCCUCUUUUUUUUAGUUGUUAGCAUUAUGCGCAUCUCUUCCAUGAUAAAUGCUAUCUUGCAGGUAGGGUUGGCUUUGUCUAUCCAUCGUAAGCACUGACCUAGAAGAGACAGAGGCACCAUCUGCUGUUAUGUGCAACAUGAGCCACUCUGGGCAGAGCCAGGUAAUUCAAUACCACUUCCUGUCCUCUCACCUUGUGCAAACAGGCAAGGCCCAAGAUGUACCAUUCAUAGUCAAACUGCGGGGGUGGAGGCGAUUUGUUUUGUAAUUAUGUGCAGGGACAAACGCACCGCUUCAAGGAGAAAACAAACGAGGUGGGCUUUAGAGCUUCUUGCUAAACCUGACCUGAUUCCGCAUAUGUGUGCAGACUACACGCACGUUUGCCUACCAUCUGUGUGGACUACUAAGUGUGACCUUUCCCUGAGAAUAUAUGAGGAAUUUGCCCCCUAUUGUUCGCAGCUCUUGUGUCAUCAUUUGCAUUCCAAUAUGAAGUCAGAAAGACAUUGCACUGGCGUGUAUGAAGAGGAGUUGUGUGUGUGUGUGUGUGUGUGUGUGUGUGUGUGUGUGUGUGUGUGUGUGUGUGUGAGUGUGAGUGUGAGUGUGUGUGUGUGGGAGGGGGGGUCUUCACCAGCGUCACCGCCGUGGUCCUAAAUCCCUCAUGCUUGUAUCAGUUUAUCAAUCAAUCAGUUGAUCAGUUGUUUUCGCUACUAGAUGCAGAGUUACAAAACACUUAGGGCUUCUCGAUUGAAUAUUGUGAUCAUGUUAAUCUCAGUUUUGCGACAUUAUGAGUUAAUAACUGGGAUUUUAAGGUAUUUUCCAGUCAAAGCAGGAACCCUGACUAUGUCACCCUGGACUUUGGGAAACUGUCCCUCCCAUUUUUUCAUCGUAUUCUGAGAUUUAGUUGUCUAAACUAGAAGACGCUUAGGGUCAUUGUCCUCUACCCACCUGCACCUCGGAUUUAACUCCUGAAUACUAACAGUCUAUAACAAACAGCGGAUGAUACAGACCACAGCCCUAUUUGAACCAUUAAUACCCUCUGGUUCCCACAGAUCCUGAGACACUGUUGUUGCAAAAUCCUACACGUCUGUUUUGGUCACAAUAUAGUAGGGAUGGGCAAUAAAUUAUUGUUCACAAUGAAUCGUCAGAAAAAUCCUCCAUGAUAAAUCUUUGCCAUCUCAUGAUCAAUACGAUAAAUGCAUAUUGAUGACAUAAGCGUGAACAACGGACUCACAGCCAUAGCUUAUAUAGAGCAGAAUAACAAACAAACAUGGCUGAAGGUAAUGAAGAAGACGUUUCUGAGCAGCUUGUUACUGAACGAGGCUCCACAUGAGGGAUUUCCUUCAAGAUUGGGGUUUAGUAGCCUGGCUGGGCCAUCCUGUUGCGUGAAUCACUUGCUGUUCCUUCACACAACAGUCGGCAGAAAUCGUUUAUAUCCGACGUUUUCUGCAGAUCUAAAAGAUUUCUGCAGACUUUGCAAAGUCAACUGCAGAAUUAACAGCGUUCUGAAUGAACGGCGCUUUGAAAAGUCCCGUAGCAUGUGUUAGACGUCACCAUCUACACAUGGACCAAUCAGGGGCUGCCUUUCCCUGUUGUCCGGGUAACAGUGGAAACACAGUCACUGAUUGGCCUGGUUAUUUUCUGAUUGCUAAUACACGCUCCCAAUUGGCCAAAGUCCAGACUGUUGUGUGAAAGAACGGCAAGUGAUUCAUGCAACAGGAUGGCCCAGCCAGGCUAGGGGUUUAGAUGAGUGAAAUCACCUGACAUUGGACAGUGGAUCUGCUGCUGUUCACUCAUUGAAAAUGUUUUCACAUUUGAGACUUGUCUGAUGUCAUUAGUUUUCUCCAUAACCUACCACUUCAACUUGUGGUUCAGUAUCUGAUUUGACCACUCCAACUGGUGUUCUCAAGACAAAAUGAGUCAAAAAAUAGGUUGGAAUUAUAAAUAUUUUUAUUGGGACUUUUAUCGUUAUCGCCGAAAUGGCAAAUCUUAUCGUGAUAAUUUUUUUUAGUCUAUAUCGCCGACCCCUUCUGCUCCCCAGUUAUCUCAGAAACUCCUCAAUUCUUUCUUUGGUCCAUUGAGUUUUGUUCUCCUUGGUUCAUAAAGGUGUCCUCUUGUGUCUGCACCAAAGCCACUUGGAGAGACUCUUUUUUUGUUUGUUUGUUUGUGUUUUAAUGUCUUCCAACGCCUGAAGACCCAAACAGCUGAUCAAUGUGCUGCAGGAGGUUAGAACAUGCAAGUGUUGUGUCAGACACCAGUUUCAAAUAUGGAUGGGCUUUCUUACAGCGCUAACACAUUUCCAGACUGAGCAAACUCUUAAAUACAGACCAGUGCUUUUGUUGGAGUCUGUUCAGAUGAGUGAAAAUACAUGAUGUAGCUGUUUUCCUCAACGAGCAGGUCCAACAGACCAACACCCUCUGAGGCUGAUACAAGUGCUGCUGAAAAGUACCUCAUAAAAGCUCACUUGUGAAAAACGAAGCUAGCCCUUUAAGUCUUUGGUUUCAGGCUUGAGGAAGAGUCAGCUUAUAUAAGCACACGAUAAACUAAAUCAUAAAAAGAAUCGUUUUAAUAAUCGAUGAUAAAAAAAUAUAUACAAUGGCGUCAAACAAGAUGGUGGAUUCAUUCUUGACACUUUUGGUUUGUAGUUGAGAUUUUUCUUAAAAAAAAACAGAAACAGCUUCAUCUCACUUUCCUCGGAUGAACUCACUUCAAUGAUUCUUGACAUUAUUGCUGUUUAUGCACAGUGCUUUCACAGUGUUCUCUCUUCCUUCUUUAACAGCGGAUGUUUUUUUUCUCUCUCUCUCUCCUCAGACAAGGUUGUUUACAGUAACGAGACAAGAAGAUGGAUGAGUUGCAGGAUGUACAGUUGACUGAGAUCAAGCCGCUGCUGACCAAUAAGGUGAGUUUUAGGAAGGACAGUCGAGUGACCGGCUGCUGGGUAACAGGCACAGAAGUGUGCACCUGAAAUAACACGAAGAACCACUCAAUGAAAUGAAACAGACACCUUAAAGUGAAUGAAUGAUCACCCUAUAUGAUCUCACUAGGCAAAUACAUACGCUAAUACAGCAGGCAUGCAGACUCCGCAGUCCCUCUCAUCAAAGUGAAUUAUUCAUAUCUGCUCGACUGUUGAGAGGAGAAAGAAAAGAGGGGCAAGAGCAAGUCAAGAGAAAAAAAAGAGGGUUGUAGACGGAAUGAGGCAAGAGAAGAAAAAUGUGGGGUGGAUAAUAUAAGAAAUCCAGAGAGUUAGUAAAAGUGUUGAGCAUACAGGGAGGAAAGAUCAAAGGAGACGCUGGAAGAAACUCAUCUCUUUAUUUUCACGAGCUUGAAAGAAUUCACCCAGAGAGAGAGAUGGCAGAAACGGAGAGAAAACAGUGCAGAGGAGAAAAACCCAGGAGCAGAUCAAAGCUUCUCCGCAUCCUCUGCCUCCUCCUUGUCCUCCUCAUCUCCUGCCCAGCCCCAUCUCCAAAGCUGAUUAGCCACUAAUAAUUACUUUGUUCUGUGGAUUCAUGGGAGUGUUUGUUUCCUCUCAAAGGCAACUGUCACAGAUAGACAGACAGACAGACAGACAGACAGACAGGAGGGUACAGUGCCUCAGAGGAAGAGUGAGUAAUGAUGAAUCAGGUCUGAGGGGAGGGGAAGCCGAGGAGAUUGUGUUGCUACAGUGUUGGUCUGAAGAAUCAGAAGGAGCAUUUUCCUCCUUGUUGACUCUUUGUUGCAUCACAUACAGGUUUUGUGUUUGGAUAGGGUAAAUAAUAUAGUUAGAAGUAUCUUUAAAUUAUUUGAAUGAAGGAUGCUGGGAGUGAGCUCUCAUGCCCCCUAGUGGUUAGCUUAGUCGACAAAGCAGGAGUCUUCAAGCACAUGCAGACACUGACAUGAUAAACAGUGAUGAUGAUAAAGGCCCAUCAGAUCCUGUUUAGAGAUAAUUAUACUAUGUAAUGACUUUCAUACAGAUAAUAAACUUAUCAGUGAUGCAGUCAGGUUGAUGCGGGUGAACAGCACUGGAUGCAGCAGCAGUACAAAACCUUUGGGAACCUGUUGAAUGGCCUUAAACAAAGAUAAUCGUGCACAGGAUUAUAUUUGAUUCUAAUAUCAAACAUGUUUAAAAAAGCUGUUUUUUUUAAACUCUUCAUCAAGUGAAAGAGAUAGCUUAACAAUAAAUGAAACAUGUUGAAGUUGUAGUGUGUGAGCUGCACUAGAACUUCAUCGUACUUAAAGAGGACUGGUACAGUCUGUGGAAAGACACAUUGUCCUGUGAUUUGUGCUUCUCUGCUAUUUUAGUAAAACAAUAGGAGAGCACUGAAGGCAUUGUCUUUCUCUACACCCAUAUGCACCCUACUGGUCUGGACUUCAACUGUGUCCCAGCUGACUCUUCUCUGUUGUUGCUGCCCACCCUCAUUUCACUGCCUGUUUGUUCUGGAGCUUCCUGCUGUCUGAAACAACAAAACAAAACAGACCAACACAGGCUGUGGGACCGUUUCAUGGGAAAACCGCCGCUUUUGCUGCUAUUAUGUAGUGUGAUACUGAAAACCAUUUAGGUCUCUACAAUUAAUCCCAAUAUCAUAGUCAUUGUUGUAGCAUGCCCAGUAACGAAAUCAUAAAGAUUGAUUUAAUCGAGGAAAUGUGCACAUGAUAUAGGUUCACUCUCGACUCAAACCUCUCCCAACAUCAUCAAAUUCACAGCUUUAAUAGAAACAGUUUUUGACUUCUCAUAUAUGGAUGCCGUCUGUGUGAGCCUUUUGUAUAUUUCAGCUGUUCUCUUUUCUCUGUUUUGCAGAAUGCACGCAACUUUCAGGAUUUCGACUGCCAGGUGAGUAAUUCUCUCAGCUGCUCUAAGCACUGUGCUGGUGAGAGAAGAUGCUCAUAUGUUACAGUGAAAGGGAAUUGGGGUUUUGGGACAUGGCCCCAAUCUCACAUCCCUAGCGCUGAACCCAUUUGUUUUCUUGCCCUACAUCACAGGCAACAACAAGUUUUGCCACAAACCAUGCAUACGGGAUGUAGAUGAAUCAAUGAGACGCUUACACAUGUUCUGUAUUUACUAAGGUGACCGCUUUUUAUCCAAGUGUGUUUGUAAGGUGUUUAUUUUGCAAAAAGGACAAAGGUCUUUUUACAAAUACAGUGUGUAAACAGUGUAUGUUUGAGCUCAUGUAAUUGUAGCAAUGACAAAGUGACAAAGCAAAUAAUCACAACAGCAUUAGAUUAUACAACUCAGAGCACUGAAGGAGGUUGGAAAAGAUUAUAUAUUUGUAAUGAAAAUAUGAAAUCUGAUCUUGUCAUUGCUCACCAUUUAGGUUGAUUACAGCUCAGUUACACACGUUGGUCCCAGGUUUUCCUUGUCUUCAGUAGACGAGUAUUUGCUGUGGAUGAUUUACUCUACAAAGAAUGAUUUUAUUUACCCUAUCUUGUGCAUGGUUUGAGUCACUUUUACACCAAAGGCCUGCUGAUGGUGUUUGAAAAUCAUUUGUGCUGAUAAUUCCUCAAGUUUGAAAUCAAUUCAGAGACUUAAAGACAUAGUUCAGGUUAAUUGUGUGUCUGUUUGAUUUUUAGAUUAAGUGGGGUUGUACAAGAUACUCGGCAAAGGUAAAACAUUGGUGAGCCUGAGAACUGGAAUCAAAGCUAAGCUACCAACCACUACAGACGGGGCCAGACAAUAAAGCUAAUAUUAAAAAGCUUAAACAAAAACUACUCCACUUGGUGUUGAGCACUGGUCCAUCAAUCUCUGAUGUUUGCCACCUGAUGCUGAGCUGAUAGUGACACAGAAGAUCAGCUCAUAGCCUAUACAUAGGGCUGAUAUCAGGUUGUUUUAAUUUUCAUUUGACGAAAAACAAAAACUUCAUAAGACUAAAGAAUGAGAAACCAACUUUAGAAAAAAUGCAAGGUAAAUAGCUGGGUAAAUAAAACAAACCCACAGCCUGAUACAUGCGGUUAUUCUGGCCAGUUAUUCUUUUUGCUAGAUUUUUAAUAAAUUCAUAGCAUAGAAAAUACACAUGAUCAUCCUUAAGAUUUCAAGCAUCUAUCAGCAGUAAUCAGCCUGUUCAAGUGGUUUGUUAUUCAGUCGGUCUGUCUCUGGUGUUGAGUGCCCACUCUGUUUGUAAAUUUGUCCAUGCCUUAUAGGGGUGGGAAUCACUAGUUGCCCCACGAUACGAUAUUAUCACGAUACUUGGGCCACGAUUUGAAAUUACUGCGACUUUAAACAGUAUUUAACAGUAUUUUAUUUUCAUGUAGCACUUCUUGAAAACCUCAUAUGUCAUGUCCAAUUUAUUUUUCCAUUUUUAUAUACUUGACUCCAUAUAAGCUGUUAAUUUGAAAAAAAUCGAUACUUGGUGGAUGAGAUGAUAUGAUAUAUCCCCAGACAAAAUAUCGUGAUACGAUGCAGAAUCGACCUUUUUCCCACCACUAAUGCCUUACUUUAUUGGCAUAAGCCCAUUCAUUCCUUUUGCGUAUUUCUUAGAAACUAUGCAUUGUGUUUUAACCAACUAUUUGCCCAUGAUUUACCAGUAACUGAUUUAUUGUGAGAUUUAUUGUCAUCCCAUCCCAGUUUAAACACCAAAUGACAAAGAUUUCCUGGUGGGCACAGCAAUGGCUGCAGACAGUUUUCCCAUGUUUUGAUCAAGUAAAUAUGCUGUACAGAUAAUGGGUUAUGUCAUUGUGCAGUAAAAAAACAAACAAUAAGAGCUGAACACCAUACUUUUAUUCUGUUAGUGUGGUAUUCUGAUUUCACGCCUGGAUAUAACAGAAGGUUGGUAUUAAACAACAGUGUUCAGUCAGACAGGGGGCUCCGGUUCAAGAGCAUUAGUUUUCUUGUUUCAUGGGCAUGGUCUCGGGUAAUUUAAAUUUCUCUUGAUCUCCAGGUUUUGGUUGUAUUUUUGUCUGUUUUGAGACCUCCAGUCUCAAACAAUGUCUUAGUGUGUCGCAGGUGAGAAUCUGUGUUGUUUGCAAAUAAUGCAGAAGUGAAUGGGCUUUCUGAUGGCAACAUAAAACAUCACAUUUGCAAGAUGGACCAAGAUGAGUGCAUAUGUUGGAGUCUCUAAAUGAGGUGGUGGUCCCGACUGUAUCUGCAGAAAACUGUAGCCCAGCUUGCAUGUGGUUCACCCACAGUUUUGAUUUUGAGAGCAGAGCUAGCUGGUAGUCAGUGUGUCUUAUACACGUACUAGUGUCAUAUAGCCUUUUAUAACCUUUAUCAGCAGUCUAAUUUGACCAUCUACUCUCUCCCAAAAAAGUGAGCGAAAAAAAAGAGAGCAAAAGACGAAACCUCAUUUUUAGGAGUGGAAAUUUCUUCAUUUUUUUCUCGGCUUUUUAACCACCUCACCAUGUUUCAUGCGGUAUCAGGUGUUAUGUUUUCUGGUCAUGGUGUAGAUUUAAUUCCUGCGAUAUGAGGAGGUGCUUUUCUUUGCAGGAGAAAUGUCAGAGAGGGACCUUCAUUAGAAGUGUUGACAUUGUUAUAGGUGUCUGAACCAGCAUCUCCACAGUGGAAUGUUUGUGCUUGUCCUUUUCACAGUAAAGAUCUCAGCCAUAGCCGAGUCUUUUUAAUGUGGUAAUGUAGAAAUAAUGAUCAUUACGUAAGAGGGGGUAUUGUCCCUGAGCGGGCACUGUUCCAGAUACUUGCCUUUGAUGGUGUUACUCAAAAAAGGGGAUAGCUGCCCUUCGCAGCUGUACUGUGCAAUUAGUAUUUUCUUUUAAGGAUUCUCUCACAUGAGGGAGGAUUUCCCACAGGCAAGCACUCAGCUCUUUUUCAUGAGCAUCGUGGCUGCAAAGGGUUAAACCUUUCAUCCCUCUCUCACUUCUGCAGUCACGCCGGCUCCCAGCAUCCCACCCUUGCUAAAUAUAGCUGCUGCAGGCAGGGGAGGAGAGUAAAGCAUGUAAAGCUGGAGCGAGCAUGCUACAUCCUCCCCAGCGUCCAUUCUUGUCUGCAUCUUGUUGCAGUAGUACCUUAACAACUAUCAAAUACUGCACUCAUUUGGUUUUUUAAUCUACCUUUUCCUGUUCAUCCUCUUGAGAAGCAAGAAUUUCCUGCUUUAUGAGAGGAUGAAAAAAUACGCUAGUAUCAGUGGUAUUGGGACAUAUUUGACCUUAUAUAGAUGGCAGCCAUUUUGACCUCACAGACAGACUGACUCUUUGAACCCUUUCUUGAGAGUUUUUCAUAAAUUGAAUUCUUUUUAACAAUAAAGUGAGAACUUUGGAUUUAUUUUGAACUCUAAAAGGAGAAAAAGUUCAGGUGUAGCCGUUAACUCUACCAUGCUUGACACAGUUUAGCUGCUCCUGUGUUGUACAUGCUAGUUCACUGCGGGGCUGUAAUGGUUUCCUAAGACUCCAGAACAGAGCACUUCUUACGUUUAAGUAAAACCCCUGCUUUUUCCAUGACGGGUGAACCUGUGGAGUGAACUUCUGUGGUCACAAAUCCAAUGACUCAUCAGUUGUUGCACAGGGGUACUGGCAGCUUUAAAGACAUUGUGCUCUUGGGUUCAUUAGGGUAGCAAUGUCAUGAAAAUGGGGGUUAGCUGCAAUAUUGAGCCAAAGCUUUAAUAACAAAAAAUAGAUAUAGGUGUUGUUGUUUUUUUUCCACAGCAGAGAGAAAAUAUGAAAUCACAGGAAUGUAUUGCGGUUUAAUCAAUAAUUUAUGCGUGCAACUACAGAGAAAGACUGAGCCUGUUAGGACAUCUGUUUUAUGGAACAAGAUGUAUAAUUUAUUUUUUAGACUACCGCUCUUACAUACUGUAGAUUUACACUACAAUAAAAAUGGGUUUACGUGCAGUACAAGGCAUUAUAGCAGACUUCCCAUGAAUACAGUCUGUGAGUGGGGGAGGGGUCCUCGCCGCUCGCUGCACCAUCACUCUGAACAGCCAGUGUGACAUUCCAGCAGCUGGAGGACAAAUCCAGCUGCUCUCCUCUUUGUUUCUCCGCUACCAAAGCUCCUACCACAGGCGGCUUAGAGGUACUGCAGCAGUCCAUGUUAUGCACCUGUAUGUGGGGCAGCGCCGGUGAAUGAUGCUGGCGGUGAGCGAGGAGAACCAAGACGUUAUGGUGCUGCAUUUUUGUUUCCCUUAUGAUGUCUUGCUUACACCUCUGUGAAAUAAGGAUAGGAGGAAGGUGUGAGUCAGCCUCCUCCACCCAUGGGACCUCCUGUGUGUACUUAAGAACGCCGAGUUUCUUUCUGGGCAUGGAAAACAGCUGACUGUACACUUUAAAAAUAGAACAUCUCAGGGUGUUAGCUGUGAGGAGAGGAGAAAAAAGAGAGAGUUUCCACUGACUUGGACUGCUUGUGAUGCUUUCUGUAAUGUGUCCAUUUUUUACCAUAUAUUUUAAUCUUUUUUUACUGUUUAAAUAGAUUUUUCUGUGUAUUGUCUGAUCAUAAUUUCUCAUUUAGUUAUCACCUUGUUUAUUUUGUCUACUUAAAGGGACAUCCAUUUUCAUGCGAGUAAAACUACAACACAAAGACCACUAGAGACCUGUCUUAUUUAUUGUUAGUUACACACAAAUAGCUGCUCAAGUCUUUCCUUUGGCUGUUUAAACCUUCCUUGUCUCAAUUAGGACAGCAGAGGGCGCCAUAAGCCCAUUCACUGCGUGAAAACUCUACUGUAUUUUGUGGAGCGUUUCAGUGCACAAUGCUUCUCUUGUUAUUAGUCACGGGUCAAAAAUGCUCUAAAAGUAGACUUAGAGGAACACAUGUUGCUCAAUUAUGGAAUAAAACCGGAAAACCGUGUCAUAUGGUGAAUUACCUCAUACUAAAUGGUUUUUAGAUUUGAGCAUUUUUACAUCAGCAGCUUCAGAUAAACACCUUGGACUUUGUCUGCUGAUAAGGACUCUGUAUCAAUUAGUAAAGCUAUGCAAUGACACCAUCACUCUGUGCCUAUACGACUGCUCAGACUGCAGAGUCCUGCUGAGAGGCACAGUGACUCAGUGUAUAUUGCAGAGUCUCCUGUUCUGAAGAGGAAACAUUGUCUCACACACACACACACACACACACACACACACACACACACACACACACACACACACACACACACACACACACACACACACACACAAUGUUAAUAACAUGCUCUCAAUAGUCAGACAUGAAUAAUUGAACACCAUACUUUACAACAAGUCAUGUUCUUCUCACCACUUGUGUUCUUUGUCACAGAUCUGUGGGUCUACAUUGUAGGGUUGAGAUUUUCUAAUCUGCAUUAUGUUAAUCUUCCAUUCUGUAUUUCUGUAUUUCAAGUGUUUGUAUCUCCAAAUGUGUUAGUGGCACCAUCUGUGGGUAAAUAAAGCAAACAUGUAGAGGAGAAAGAGCAGUUCUCAACCAAAUAUGCUGCAACAUCGACAGACCAAUGAAGCUCUCUGUCGAAUUGUUGUCCCACCCACUCUUCUUGUUAGGGUUGAUGCCAUUGGCUGCCGAAAGCAGCCAGUCUCAGAUAAAGGCGUGACAUUAUACACUGUUGUGCUGAUGACAGAGGAGAGUAGAACAAGAGAAAUCAAUAAACUAUGUGGAUCAAAUGACUCAAAAGCACAUUCAGGGGGGAAAUGGAUCCUUCCAUGUCCAGUUGUGAAUGUUGACUAAAAAUAGCAGCUAGUUGUGGGUUCAUGGACCAGAAGUUCAAACCUCAGUAGUUCAGAGAUUGCUGUAGCUUUAAAAGUAGAUGUCUGUUGUGUUGCAUUAUGAAUGAGUUUUUGGUUUGGUCUUAUUGAAUGUGUUUGACUCAGUUCAAGUCUUGAACGAGGCCUUUAUUUGAUGACAUUCUUACACAGUUAUUUGGAUGCUAAGAUGAAUCAUAUACGACUUAAAUCUUUGGCAAGCUGAAGGGUAAAUUGUUGUCAAAUCUUAGUGAUUAGCAGCCAUUUUGCUAACACAGAACACAGCCCAGGGUGCGCUGUCAUAGUCAGUCUCCUCUCCUCCCCUCUUCCCUCUCCUCUCUAUUUUAUCACUAUCAUUGUGUGACGUAAGCAGCCUGCCCAAUUUUCAGGUCUGCCUCAGCAUCCUUUGCACCCCAUCACCCCUCUUCCACACAGCCCAUCCCUCACUUCCUACCAUUACCCUCUCCUUUUCCCUACUCCCUCUACAAGCCCCACCCUCUCCCUCUACCCACCUGACCCUCUGCAAUCCAAUUAGAGCAGCAGUGACUGGAUGUAUGAACGCGCUGUGACUACCAAGCGCAAACUGCAGUCUCACUCUCCUCCCCCUCUGUCUCUUCUCCUGCUCUCUUUCCCACCUCUUGUCUCUUGUCUCUCUCUCUCUCUCUCUCUCUCUCUUCUUCUCUCUGCAUCUUUUCCACCCCUCCUCUGCUGCUUCCAUUCAGAUUAUUUACCCAUAUCCUGAUCACUCCCCUCUGCUGUGUCUUUCUCCUCCCUCCCCUCCUUCUCUGUUGUCGCUGCUACUCUAGCUGCCUCACCCUACAUCCCUCCCUUCCUACCAACGCUCCCUCCUUCUCCUCCUCCUUUUGGAGAUCUUUAAAGCUGACCAGCACACACUCGCUCACAGCAUAACACACUCCUCUCCUGCGUGGGAAAAAAACAUGUCAGCUAUUCUGGACCUGGACCAGAUUGCAUGCUCUGGGAAUGGAGUGGUGAGUGACAAAUGUGCCUUGCCUGCCUUGACACACCUUGCUGGUUCCUUGCAGAAGGGGGCUCUGGUUCAGAUUGACAUUAUGGGGGAGGUUGUGGAUCUGUUUCCCCACAGAUAGGGAGACAUCAGCAGGCUCCAGUGAAGGACAAGCUGAUGGUGGGUUUUUUCCUGGAUGGCUUGUCACCACCUUUAGCAUGCAGCUCAUACUUAGGGCUUUUUGUCUCUAGGCAGCUGCUGGGUUGGGGUGAACAUUUGCUCAGUGUGCUUGUGUGUGUGUGUGUGUCUGUGUGUGUGUUUAUGUGUGUGUGUGUGGCCACUGGUCACACAUUUCCCAUGUUUGCGGUCUGCACAGCCAAACCAUGCUCAGCAUUCAGGGAUGCUUUUUGAAUACGCUAAUGUAAAGAUGCAUGUGUAAAAACGCUUUGAUGUCUCUGAAACCACAUAUACCCACUACUAUACAGACUGUAUACGUGCUGCCAUACGGGCGGUCAGUGUUUGUCUGUUCCUUCAUGCAUGUUUCUGCACAUUACAGUUGAAGACUUGCAAAGGUGUGUGUUUUUUCUAAAGGGGCUGACUUGGCUGUGGUUGUUGGUGCAUUGUGCUUUGCCAUACUUACGCUUCAGUUAUCACUGGAAACAGGCAUGGAGGUCACUCACCCCCCACACACACUGAAAGCCACUGUAGCGGCUCCCUCCCUUCCUCCCUCCCUCCUCUGCAGAGACCUUGAGUUUUGUGUUUUCAACCCACUGCUUUGAUGACACGUGAACUGUGCUGCAGGUGGGGAGGACUGUAUUUGUGACACAAUCAAGGCACGGCGAUGGCAUGAACUCGGGAUGAUCCCUAUGGAGAACAUGGCUGAAAGUAGGAGUCUGUAUGCAUUUGCUGGACUGUACACAUUGAAGUCAUUUAGGAUGCUGGAUAUUUCUGCCCUGUAAUGCUGCUCUCAGAGGUGAUUGAUGCCAUUCCUGGCAGCACAGUGAAAAGGGGGGGAGGGAUUGAUAAGAGAGAUUGCGGGAACAGGAACAGCAUGACAUACUGCUCUCCUUUUUCUUUGUACCUCACCCUCUUUUAUUCUGAGACCAAGCCCCAAGUACUUGCCUCCCCAGGCAGCCUCUGGAGCCCCCCUCUCUUCAAAGCACAAACCCCAACUCAGUAUUCCUGUCUCACCCACAAAUGCAACACAUAACCUUUGUCCAACCACGAGCCAACCCCCCGAGAAUAUAUUAAAUAAAGAAAAGGGCUGCAGCCAUUGCAGCGCUCCCCUUUCACUCCCCCUUGAAGCCUCACCCUAUGUCUGUUUUUCUCAGGAGUCUUUCCUGUGUACAGACUGUAUAUCUACACAUAUAUUUCCAUUCAUCCGUGGAAAAGAAGAGUGCAGGAGGCAGAGCUCUGAGAUCAAUAUAGCUUUAAACCUUGCCAAGAGCUAAAAAGGUCCUCUGCUUCCCUCCUCAUCAACAGCCCUCCAUUAUUUUCCACCCUGUUCUGUGCCAGGACAUGGCUGGAAAGGCAUGAUAGAUUUAAGGCUGCACCCCUUCUGUUUGGAGGCACAGGCGUCUGUUAGUCAUACAGGACUCCCGCCGUCAUUCCUCUCUUUUCUCAUGUUUCUGUCACUCUCUUCCUGCUUGCUUUCACGCUCUAUUUCAUCCCAUCCACUUCUGCUCUUUUUUCUGUGCUUUCUAUCUCAUCUUCAUUCACUCUUCUCCUAUGUUCCAAUCACCACUUCGUUGCCUAUAAUUGACGAUCGGUAUAUGCACACACGAUAGAAACAGCAGGCUUUAUUUGAGGAAGUAUGUGUGUUUCAAGUUUUGAGAGCCAAGCUUCUUCACUUUGUGCCCUUGACUCUGUCCUUGUCCAAAACCGAAACAUAACGCAGCAGAGCAGCCAUGAAUAUUCCCUGUCUGUCUGUAUCAGGUUGUUCUGCCUCUACCACCAGGCCAAGGUUGCAGAAUCACUCCAUUAUCCUUGGAAAGGCUUCUGAUGAGUGCAAGGCUUCUUGUCAGCAGGUGACUGUCUUCAAGGUUUAUUCCAUCUCCAGGGCAGGAGGUUAAAGUGACUAUUUGUAUUUAAUAGUACACUCAGUCACCGGGAGGGGGGCGUUCGGUUGCUUUCAGGUGCAUAGUUUGACGUGCUUGUUGCGACAGGCUGCAUCAUGCAUCAACAUGCAUCGACUCCCUCACAAACGAAGACUUCUCAUUUCGAUUUCUCGGUCAAGCGUUUUCUCUCCUGUGUUGCCGUGACCAUCACAGGUUGCAGAUGCAAAUCGCUGCAGCCUCGUCCUUGAGAAUUAACCUUCAUCUCCUCUGAUAAGAUUGUGACACAUUUCCAUCAGCAGUGGAGGCUCAGGAGAGGAAACAGCAGGCACGAACAGUCAGGGUCCCGCUCCCUCUGUCUCUGUCAGUCAUAACCUGUGUCUCUCUUGCACGCCCAGCCUCACUCUCUCUUUAUUAUUGAUGACCAGUGGGCCUUGAGACCAGGCAAGUGCUGGGCCCCACCCGCUACUCUUGCUCUGAGCUGUACAAACACACACACAGACACAUUUAACAACACACACACACUCAUUUAGUAGCUACGUCAUGAACAUCCUGAUAUGCAGUACUAUGUCAUGCUGACCUUGGGAGGUUUGUGUGUGUCUGUUUAUGUUUGUGUACAUAAUGCAAACCAAGGCUGUGUUUAUGAGUAAAGUCUAGAAGAUGGUUUUGUCAUGUUGAGUAUUUUUAUGUCUUUCUUUUCCCCCCUUUUUAUUGAUUUCAGUUUCUCUCUGUGGCCUCAGAGUUCUGCUGUGUCAUUGUUAAAGGAUACGAACUAGAAGACACUCUAAAUAAUAAAGCAACACCUGAAGUUUCCCUGAAGCCGUUAAAUACUUUUUUAAUGUAGAAGCAGUUUGAACAACCGGUGCAAGGCAUCCUCGUGCACAAUAGAGAGAGGUAUUACCGAGAAAACAACAGAGAGAACGAGGCUCGUGUAAGCCCUUUUGAAUUUGAACGGGACUUUCUGAUAAGACGCUCAGUUUUGCAAAGUCAUGCUUUGGAAAAUCGCUGUGAGAUUCAGAAAAACGACACAACUGUCUUUGAGAAAAGUCUGUCUCCAUGGCAGUCCCUUCAGCAGCUUUUCAUGCCCUGCACUCUCAGUCUGAAAGCACAGAUUUUCUAUUGAGUCUGAAAGGUGAACUUUUUUGUCUUCUAAAAACUUCACUCCUAAAAUUGCUUUGAUGAAAACGUAGGGUUACAUUUGGUUCACAUAGAAGUCAAGGCCGUUUUUUUACUUAACCUUUCAUUUCUGUCAGGAUCCACUGUAUCGCAGUUUGACAUAAUUUUGGUAAUUUUGCUGAAAUAGUUCCGAGUUAAUACCUGAUUAGGGAAACCCAUGGAUAAUCUCCUACUUUGUGUUGGCUUGGCAGGUUUAUUGAAAAGUGGAGAAGGCUACACAUUGUAAUAAAUGCUUUGCCGCAUAAUACUUACAGCUGGAGAUUUGUUGUCAGAAAUCUAAUGAACAAAACAACAUUCUUAUGGUCUGAUUUUUUUUUUACAACUCUGUGCCAUAGCUUUACAAAAAGUCUUUUAAAUGAUUUCUGACACUUCAAAUGGCCUUCACACUGCACCUAACAAUGAACAUGUACAAAGUAGACUAUUGUAAAAGAGCUCUGCACAUUGUUGCACAGACAUUCCUGAAUGUGCACAAAGUUGCAGAUCUCUGUAGAAAGUUCUUUGCUGGUUUGAUAAGCUGUGUGAAAUAAAAGACAUUGCUUACAAAAUAUGGAUUUUUUUUUUUUUUUUGGUGGGUUUAUGUGUGUGUGUGUGUGGCCAAAUCCCAAUCUCCAACCCCACAAAAUCUGAGGCCAAUUCCUGCGUACUUUGUGAGGACUCAUGGCGGUACCGCUACCAUUAGGUGCAUAAAGGCUGUGCAGCUUACUUCCAAAUGUCAAACUGUGACUUUUUUCAUAGAGCUCCAUGUGGGACUGGCUCCGGGUUCAUAGUAAAAUCAUGACAUAUAAAAUAUGAUCAUCAUGCCUGUUGCUCUGUGCACAAAACUCAUUGUAAAGCAUAAGAAGGAAGUGUGCAGCUUACAGUCAAUCUGUGAAUCAGGACAUCUGUGUACCUUCUGCUGUUGUAUGUUGAGUUCGAUUCCAUCAGCCAGAUGCCCAAAAGGAUUUACAUAUGAUAUCACAAACACUAAUACACUCGGGUGGUGGGGCUGUCUUUUUUUGGAUUUAUGCACUGAUUACAAGCAAUUUAAGAUUUUACAGUAAUGUGCUGUAUUCCUUCAUUUUGAAAGCCCCUGCUUUCACACACACACACGUGCCUUCACACACUGCAUAUCUUUUGUAAAAAAUUAUUUGUUUGGGUUUGGGCCUGGGAUCAAGACUCCAAAUUUAAAGGGAUAUUCAGGUGUAAAAUUAAGUUAGGGUCAAACACAUCGUAACACCGAGUUAGACACCCCCUCGAGAGAUGAAUGUUGCCGAUUGUUUGCUUCUCUAGUUAUACCAACUUAAGUAAUGCCGGCAUGAUAGAAAUACACAGCGGUCUACGUCACCACGUGCAAACCUCAAUCAAAAAGCCACUCUAUAGCCUUAAAUAAUGCUCAGAAUAACACCUAACUUCAUCAACAGUACAUUUAGAGUCCCGACACGUAGUACUAGCCACCAAAAAUCUUUUUAUAUUUGCCUAAUUUCUUCAGCAAAGAGACCAAACACAACUCACCUACUCUCCUCCAGCAGCCGCUUGUUUGUAGGGAGACCUGAGGCGAGUCCAUCACUGAGUGCAGCGGGCUGACGCAGCUCAAGGAAGAACAUUUAUGAUCAUAAUUUUACGCCUGAAUAUCCCUUUAAGAGAAAACUGACUCCAUUUAGUCACAGCCUCAAUGUAAGACAGUGAACCCCAAAACAGGCUGUGUCUUACACACUCGGGUGACUUGUAUUCAGGAUUUCAUGGUAAUUUUGCAGCCUGAGGUUUAGCGACAGAUACAGAAGUAUUACCAUGAUAUAAGUCUGUCCACUCGCACAAAUUCUAUGUGAGGUAGAAGUAAAGGAAGUUGAUGUCUUGUGUGCAACUCUUUAUAAUUCGGCGUUAAUUCCCUGUCAUUGCAGGAGCAUGACAUUGAGACUCCCCAUGGCGUUCUCCAUGUGACCAUGCGAGGUGUUCCCAAGGGCAACAGGCCUGUCAUCCUCACCUAUCAUGACAUCGGUCUCAACCGUGAGUCAGCCAAAACAAAAUUAAAAAACAUUUCACCAAGUCCUGCACCUGACUGUCGCACUCACAUUUUGUGUGUGUGUCCUCUGCACCCUUCUAGAUAAGUCAUGCUUCAACACCCUCUUCAACUAUGAGGACAUGCAGGAAAUCACGCAACAUUUUGCUGUGGUUCAUGUAGACGCGCCCGGCCAGCAGGAGGGUGCACCCCCCUUCCCCAGCAGGUGGGUACCAUACUGGUUUAACACACUCAGAUAAAUUAAAACACUCUUGAAUCAUUCAGUGCUGAUGGAGUAUAUUUGUUUCUGUGGACCGAGAAGUGAGUUAGUCAUUCGUUUGCUAAUGGAACCCUGCAAAUGAAAAUAAGAUAUUCUGCAACUCAUUCAUCAAAAAAUGUCUGUGUAUGUGGAGUCUACGCUGUGUCCCUUCAGUCAUAAGUAAUGCCUCUGCAUAGCAUAUGUGUACUCACAUGUAUACAUCCUUUUCCAGCUACCGUUACCCCACCAUGGAUGAGUUAGCUGAAAUGCUGCCCUCUGUGAUGACUCAGCUCAAGUGAGUGGCCCUCUUGUCGAUAGCUGUUCAAUGUUACUAUACAUAAAUAGAUUGUUUGUCUUCAGGCCUGCUGUAACCGAUGGUGUCUUUUUCAGGGUCAACAGUGUGAUUGGGAUUGGUGUUGGAGCAGGAGCGUACAUCCUUUCCCGCUUUGCAGUAAGUCCUUGUCAACAAGACCCCAAACAUUUCCACCCCCUAGCCCUCACCCCCCCACAGUUAAUCUCAUCCAGUUUCCUUUCUCUCCUCUCUGUCUCGCCGGUUGUGAUAGCAGCUUUUCAGGCCUCACAGUUUGUUACAUUGGCCAUUAAAACCUCCCAUCAAGCCCACACAGGGCACCAGCUUUCUCCACAGUCUGCUGCAUAUAAGCCGCCGCCGUUCCCCAGAUGAUGAUGAAUCACCCCGGUGAUUCUCUUCUUUGCAGUUGCUUUUUGUCUUGUUUGAACACUCAGGGAAGCUAAAAAUAAGGCUGUGUACAGUAGAGCAGAAAGAGUUAGAAGUGACAGAGAGCGAGGAAGCACUGAAAAAUGAAUAAUGAAGGGGAAGAUGGUGGUCAGGAGCAAAAACGAAAUAUGGUGGGGUGAGAGCCUGUGAUGCAAGGCUCUCUGCAGAAAGGCUGCUCCCGUUUGGAAUUAAUGAAGAAAAUUGAUUCGGAGACGCUUUUGCUCGAACGGUCUUGGAGUAAAUUGUGUUUACUCUCGAUAGAUUUAUAGCAGCUGUUGCUGCAUUGCAUUUGCAUCAUGUUGAAAGCAGCAUCCGCUUUACUCCCAGCGUCUAGAGUGAGAUGGAUCUUAGAUUUCCCCAGACAUCCUCUCUGUCUACGGGCAAUUCCAAAACCGCACCCCUUCAUUUAGACGCCCAAAAUUUCAUCUUCUUUGUUUCAUAUCUGUCAAAUACACAGCAUGAGGUUGUUUAAACAAGAAGUAAAUCAAAAUUAGAUAAACAACCACAUAUUUUGCACUGUAAAUAUGUAUGCAUGAUAAAGAUUCUUGGAGCUGUCUGGAUCAACCGAUCGUGUUCAGACUAAACCCACCUUGGGGUUUGAUAACUGUAGACUCAAAGCACAGAUAACACCAUCAUAACACUAUCUUAUUCUUAUGUCUUAAUCCAAAGUUAUAUUGUGCAGUAGACAUGACUUUCUUCUCUUCUUUCCCAGCUGAACAACCCCACCCUGGUUGAGGGACUGGUUCUGAUCAAUGUCGACCCAUGCGCUGAAGGAUGGAUCGACUGGGCAGCUUCAAAGGUCUGUAUACAUUCUUGAACGCUGCGCUUCUGCUUCAACUAUUUGCAUCUGUCAUUUGACUUCAGUCUAUUAAGGUUGUUACGAAGAGUGUUACAUUCAUGGCACCUGUCUUAGCUCAGAGUUUCAUGAUAACUUCAUCUAAUUUUGAUUGGCCUCAUAACAGUUACCUCUUUUUAAAUUAUACAUGCUGAUACCAAGCCUUUUCUUAAACUCCAAUAUACUUGUAUAAAAUGAAUAAUUCAUCAGGCACAGUCUUAAUCCUUUGUUAAUUUGGUCAGACUGUCAGCUUUUGUGUUGAGGUCACUUUAAGUUAAUUAAAGCAGCCCCCGGUUUGAGCGGACCCAACAGCAGUUCCAGUUUUUAAGGAUUAGUUUUCUUCUGAGUGGAAUAUUUGACCUCAGAGUACAGGACAUGAUGUGCCAAAAUUCUGAGAUGUCUUACUCUACUCUGCAUAGUACAUUUUAUGAGGUCUUUACAAAAUUGUUGCUCUGUCAGUGCCGCACACAGCUGAAAACAAACAGGUACUUUUUAAUGGAUCAAGAUGACUACAGUAUGACUACAGUAUGUUGUAAAAAGACUCAACCGGUCAAAAUCGUUUCCAUAAAGACUUAAAAAGAGGAGAAAUGUCUCAUCUUUGUAGCCUCACAUGACUCUGACAGUAGUGAUACAGGCAGGGAAACAGCAGCAGAGGUGUAGUUAACGCAGAGCUGAAUCAGUCAGGGAAGGUUGCGCUUGUAUAGGUUCAUAUCAUUACCAGAUCACCGAGUCACUAGAUCUCUCACAGUUUUUGAAAUCCAGUCAUCUUUGUUUUUUUGUGUUUUUUUUUAAUGUUUGAUUCCUUUUAUGUGUCAAAACCCAAAUUACGAUAUCUGUCAGUACUCUACAUGGAGGAAUAGGCUUAGCUGUGCAACAUGAACCCAGUGUUCCUGAGAAAAUAAGAUUCAGCUCUGGUCUCUAUCUUAACUGCAAAUCUGGAUCUCUCCCCCUCCCCCCACACCCCCUCUUGUGUGCAGCUGUCUGGAUGGACCAGUAAUUUGGUGGAUAUCGUCAUGGCUCAUCACUUCAGCACUGUGAGUUCCACUUGCAUUACAGUGUCUCUUUUUUUCUUGGUGUCGUUAACCUUUUUCAUUGACAGCGUGAAACUGUUUCUGAACCUCAAGCAGCUUUUCUUAAUUUCCCUCGACAGUUUUACUUAAUCUCAUUCUGAUGGCAGACACUCGCUUAUUAAUCCUUUCAUGUCCUUCUGAGAUGGGCAGACAGUGACAUCAAAUAACAGAUACACAAUGCAAACACAUAUAAGUCCCAUAGCUUAUCUAGAUGAUGGGUAUUUUUAAAUGCACCUCUAACAGACACUGUAUACUGGAUGAACUUCUUAUUUCUUUAUGGAAAGCCACUUUGAAGCAGCAUGGACAGAUCAGAGUGGGUAAGUUGUGGUUUUUGUUUAAUUUUUCUCUGCUGUGUUCAUCAGGAUGAGCUGACAGAGAACCAGGAGCUGAUCCAGACCUACCGCCUCCACAUCGCACAAGAUAUCAAUCAGGACAACCUGGCCCUUUUCUGUGGCUCCUAUCAAUAGUAUGAUGCACCACAUUGGUCUACCCUGUUUAUCUUCUAUUGCAUUAAACCAGAUCUGACAGUAACGCAUCAAAACAUCAAUUUUAUAAAUGAAAUAGCUCCAGCUCUUCUGGCUAAUCACAAUUUGUCUCCGUGUUCCAGCCGUCGGGACCUGGAGAUUGAGAGGCCAAUCGUGGGUCUGAACGAGGACACGGUUAACACACUAACGUAGGUUUUGGGAUGAAUUGUACACAAACAGCAAUCCUUUCUGAGCACACGGUUUUAUAAAUACUCCCCCCUGAUCUUUCCAGGUGCCCUGCAUUACUGGUUGUUGGUGACACAGCACCUGCUGUGGAGGCUGUGGUGAGUUACACUCUUUCAUCUCAGUCAGCGGAGCAGCUUUUGGAGGAACAUGUUGUUAUUUUCUUUCUUGGCUUAGAAGUAAACUGCUAUUGAUGUUUCAGGUGGAGUGCAACUCCAGGUUAAACCCAACCAAGACGACACUGCUCAAGGUGGAGCUUUUUACACAACAUACCUAGUAAACAAAUAUACAAUAUUUACAUAUAUACAUAGUUUUAUUGUACAUAUGGUUUUUAACAAGACUGCUGAUUUUCUCAGAUGGCUGAUUGUGGAGGUUUGCCCCAAGUUGUGCAGGUGUGUGUUUUUUGGUGUUUAUACACAGAUAUCUCUCAUCUUAUGUCUUUGUCAGUGUUAUCUGACUUUUACCCUUCAUCUGUUUACAGCCAGGAAAACUUGCUGAGGCCUUCAAGUACUUUGUUCAGGGAAUGGGCUACAGUAAGUAAUCAUUCUCACGCUCUGUGCUUCUAGUAAUAGAGUGAGUAAAAACCACUAAAAUGACUAAAAAUGAUACUGGUUUCAGCUAGCUUUUUUAUUUAACUGAACGUCUAAAACCUAUUCACACCUUUUUAGGACUGACGUGUUUGUGGUCAAGGUUUGAGUUUCCUGUUUACGCCAAUCUAUUGCCAGAGGUUACUGAAAAACAGAUUGUUUUCAUGGUUGACUCCUGUGAGCUUUUCAGUUAACACCCUGCUGAUGGGGUUUGGACUGCAGCCAGCAAGCAUACAUGUUUUUUUUUGUCAGCCUGGUCACAGAGAUGCAGCCUGAGCUGCUCAGUAGAUGCUAACGCCAUUUCCUCUCUGCUCUUGCAGUGUGUGGCCCCCACAACCCUCAGUAGGUGAGGUGUUAGUGCUUCUAGCAUGACCAAAAUGACAGUAACACUGAACAGCAACUUACUUCCUGUUCAGUUACAGAGUGGGUGUGAAAAUGCCCUGUCCUUUGUGCCUGGUGUGCUUUUCUUUUUCGAUCCAGAUCUGUUUAAAGAUGCAGUCUCCUUCUCGAGACACUUCAAGUGCAUACUUAAACAGGCCUUCAGGUUUUCACAGUCAUUCAUCAAUAAAGAAAAAACUAAAGAGCAUUUCUUUUAGACCGAAGUGUGACGCACCAACCAGACCCUAGUCACUGGAUGGAUGAAGUCGUAAAUCUAGGUUUGCUUGCUCUAGCCAUACCAGUGAUGGCUGUCUUUGUGUUUCUUUUUCUUGUUUUUUUUUGUAAUGUUGUUUCUCUUUUGCUCCGUCCCGCACCCAAACCCUGCACCGUAGGAGGCUCUCUUGGGUGCGGCUAGUGUGUCAGUGCCUCAGUGUUGCUUUAAAGGCCACCAAGUCCCCCUGUUGAGUAAAUGCCACUGCAGGAUUAGAACAGAUUAAAAAGAGUGCAUUCACACAGAGCAAGUGUUGAAAAUUAAUCUCAACACCUCAGCAUGUUUCCGAAAGCUGCUUUUCCUUAUUAACACAUUGCCACAGAGAGAAAAUGCAAACCGCAAAGAGCCGAAAAGCACAGGAAGUAAAGAUUGUCGUUUGCACACGUGCUAUGAUUUCUCGGUCACUUUCUUCACUGACCAGCAAGUUGUAACAGAGUUUCUCUUUGAACCAGAAAUGCAACAAGGUGGGGUAAAGCAACAUAAAGAGCUCCCUUUUUCAACACUUUGCCUUUCUCCCUCUUUCUUUCCUUCUUUAAUCACGGCUUACAGUCCCCUACGUUCUUCUCAGUCACCUGAGCAACGAAUCAGGUACCAGGUUUUUGAGCGGCUUUCGACAGAAGGCUUUGAACCCCGACUGGCCUCUUGAAACUCCACAGUGGAUAAAUGUCAGUGUAUGCAGAUUCACAGAGAGCGCACUGUUUAGUGAUGGCAUUCAACAGCAGCUGAGAGUGGUUGAUACAGCCUCUAUUAUACACAGUGAGAUUCUGCAUACUCUGACACGUUAUUCUUCACAGAGGAGUUGAGCUUAUUAGCAUGCGUCCUGUCCUGAGUGUCUUAUUAUUUUGCAUGACCUACUGCUGUUGCUUCCUGUCAAUGCAGUUGGAUUGCAAAUGCUGUAUCUUCCUUUUGUAUUCAUAUUUUUUAUUCUUAUGCACUAAUUUUCUUUAAUGCAUUUGCUUCACCUGAUUGGUCCCAGUGAUUAAGUAUUGCUUGCACAGUAAGCAUUUUUCUUGUUGUUGUUGUCUGAGUGUUCCCACUCUGCACUGUGUCCUGUGUGAGUGGAAUAUUAAUGCCUGUUCCUCUUCCUCAGUGCCGUCAGCAGGAAUGACUCGUCUGGCUCGCUCACGCACCACCUCCUCUUCCAGCAUCACCUCGAUGGACAGCAGUCGCAGCCGCAACAACCUCAACAGCCUGCUGGAGGGCAGCGCCACUGGGGCCCUGGACAGCCAGACUGGACCCCAGACCAUGGAGGUCUCCUGCUAAACCCCAUCCCCACCCUAUCUGUAUGCACAAUCCCAUAGUAACUUAUGUACCAUCUCCUUCCCUCCUUCUCUCCCUCUGUUUCUGUCUCUCACACCCCCUUCUCUCUUUCUCUCUCUCUCUCUUUGUCUCUGUCUCUCUCUUUCACUCUCUCUCUCUCUCUCUACCUUUCACUCUCACACAUUCUGCUUCUGAGCAGACCAAUGCCAGGAGGAUCUGUAAUGAACUAUGAGAUUAGAAAAGAGGAUGUAAUAAAUAUAUUAACAGAUGCAUAUUAUGAAAUAUAAAGUACUGAAUACACUGUCACAGUCACAUUCCUACCAGAGACCAUAACUACAUUUAGACAUAUUGUAUAUUAAGAUGGUCUAACCAUUCAAUUCGCUCAGCUGGUCCACCUCAUCCCCUUGUAUUUAUUUUUUUUCACAAUAUCUUUGUUUUAAGUGUCUUCACAAACUUUGCCAUUGUGUUUUUUUUUUCAACUUGUCUAUCGUGUAGCGUUGAUUGUGAGUCAUUGUAUCUUUGUUUUAAACACUAUGAUGCUGCAAAGAGAUACUGAAUCAGUCAUGAAGUAUACAGAGGGAUCAGUGAACCUACUGUAGCUGCAGAGAUGAAGGUAAAAUGAUGUGUGUCUGAUGGAUGGAAGAAGAAUUGUUGCUGCAUGAGAGCAUCGACAUAAAAAAAGAACAAAAAACCAUAGUGAAGGUAGUCAUGUUUAAGUGUAUCCUUACAUAUUUUGGACUCUUUUUGAGCUCAUUUCCUUCUCUUUGUGUUGUUGUUUUUGUUCACUUGAAUAGAUUCUACAUUUUUGUUUUAACAACUUUUAACAAGAGGGACCUGAUGUGAAAAGUAGGAGUCCCUUCAGUGAGGGGCCCACCGGUGCUUCUCACAGUCUGCUGAUUCAACUCAUUUAUAUUACUACUGAAUAAAGCUUCAACAUGACAACACGCCUGAUCUUUU